AUGGACGAGGAGGCGGCGCUCAAGGCCGAGAUUGCCAAGCUCACCGGUGCCAUCAGCAGCCACAGGCAUACCGCAGCAUCUUCUUCCAGCGGCCCAGCGUACGGCUAUGCGCCAUACAGAGGUCGUGGCAGGGGCAGAGGCGCUACUAGCUAUCCUUACUCGGACAGGGGGGCGAGCCGGGGCCGCGGCCGAGGACGAGGCGCGCCACUUCCGGCCCGCAACCGGACCCUCAUCCUCAACGAUCCAGCAGCGAGCAAGGCGACAGCAGCGGCGACGAUGGCAAUGGCGUCCACACCAGGCGACGGCACCGACUCUGCCUCGAAACCGGCCUCAAGCCUCAGCAAUGACAGCGCGAUGCAGAGCGCCGACUCGACCAACAACGACGGCGGUGCAGCUCCCUCAGCAGCAGCAGCGUCCUCGGACGGCUGGAUCAAGCGCAAGACGACCCACAACAUGAGCCUGGUCAGCUCCUCGACCUUUCAAAAAACCGAGCCGGCCCGCCUCGCCGCCAUCGCCGCGACGCAGACCGCCAAGGCCGAGGCGAGGGCCAAGGCCAAGCAAGAGGCCGAGCAGCGCAAGUCGGCAAAGUGGCACGCUUCGUCGGCCGCCGCCGCGAAAAAGGGCCGCGGCAAGGCGGGCGACGCCUCGGUGCGUCGGGGCGACAACAUGGGCGAGGUCGUCAUCGACGGCGUCGUCUUUGAGUUCGACCCGAGCGGCACCAAGCUCGUCAAAAAGGCCGUUCAGCCCCCGUCGGACGCUUCCGCCGACGCCGGCGCCGGCAGCUCGACCUCUGACGCGGCGCCAUCGUCGGCUGCGGCAUCGACGGCCACCCCACUGCGCACCUCGAUCAACGGCCAGGCCUACGUGCGCACAAAACGCGGCAACCUGGUCAGCGCCGAGCUAGUGGCCAAGAAGCGCGCGCAAAAGGAGCAGCAGGCCAAGCUGCGACGCCUCGCGGCCAUGGGCAAGCAGAUCGGCGAGCUGCAGGGCGCCAGGUACGCCGGCCGCAAGAAGGACAAGCGAGGCAACAUGACGCUCGACAAUACGAAGCCCAAGGGCCUGUGCGCCUUUUUCAACAAGACCGGACAAUGCAAACGCGGCCUGUCGUGCCCGUUCAUCCACGACGUCAACAAGAUAUCGCUGUGCCCGCGCGCGCUGCGGCCCAACGGCUGCCAACUCCCCGCAGGCACCUGUCCGCUGUCGCACAACCCGACGCCGGAGCGAGUGCCGCACUGUGUCCACUACCUCCGGACAGGCCGGUGCCGCAACGGCGACGACUGCGUCUACACGCACUCGGACAGGCUCGCCGAUGGCCUCGACACGCCGGUCUGCGACGACUUUAGCCGGCUCGGCUGGUGCGAGCGGGGCAAGGAGUGCACGCAGAGGCACACGUGGGAGUGUCCCGAGUUUGCAGCCGAUGGCAAGUGCGAGAGGAAGGGAUGCCGGCUGCUCCACGUCAUCCGCGCCAGGGCCGACGGUGGUGGCCCGUCUUCGAGGCCGGCCGCUGCCGCCGACGGCGAUGCACAGGAGCCCGAGGGCAUGCAGGACGGCGACCUCUUUAUGAGGGACGACGCGGCGGCCGACGGCGAAGACGACGCGGAAGACGAGGAUGGCGAGCGGGACCGCGCUGUCGGCAAGCGCAAGAGGCCGCUGCUCGAAGGUCAGGGCAGCGGCGUCGAUGACGACCACGACGACAUCGAGGGCGCCUCGCUGUCUGCCGAUGAAGGCGUCUCGUUCCUCUCUGGCGGACCUUCGAAGCGCAAGCGACGGGGCAAGGCGUUUUCGGGGCAGAAGGACUUUAUCUCGUUUGCCGACGAGGACGAGGACGGAGGGGAGGCGAGCGAGGAUGAGGAAGAGGAUGAGGGCGACGCAGGUUCGGCUCCCGGAGGCGACGACGAGGAGGAGGAAGAUGACCACGCGUCGGUGGAGAGCGAGGACGCUGAAGUGAGCGACUCGGAGCUGGACCGUUCGAGCGGAGAGGACGACGAAGAAGAGGGGGAAGAUGAAGGAGACGACGACGACGACGACGCGGACGAUGCCGACGCCACGUCGGACCACGGCCCUGAGCCGACACCAGACGCAAAGGUACAGUACCGCGGCCGGGCCGACGCCGACGAGGAUGAUGAUGGCAACGACGACGACGACGAUCAGCUCGUCGAGAGCUUCCUGUGA
This is a messenger RNA of Pseudozyma flocculosa PF-1, 2172 nucleotides long. RefSeq lists its product as uncharacterized. Gene Ontology annotation, cellular component: nucleus. The transcript is spliced from 3 exons. The record is from RefSeq and is a predicted model, not a curated record. Gene Ontology annotation, molecular function: metal ion binding. Bases 1 to 2172 code for a protein of 723 amino acids. Lineage: Eukaryota; Fungi; Basidiomycota; Ustilaginomycetes; Ustilaginales; Ustilaginaceae.